This is a messenger RNA of Scomber scombrus (Atlantic mackerel), 5598 nucleotides long. RefSeq names its product transmembrane 9 superfamily protein member 4 (gene tm9sf4). Gene Ontology annotation, cellular component: membrane. The record is from RefSeq and is a predicted model, not a curated record. NCBI's taxonomy places the organism in Eukaryota, Metazoa, Chordata, Actinopteri, Scombriformes, Scombridae. The transcript is spliced from 18 exons. Gene Ontology annotation, biological process: protein localization to membrane. Bases 4 to 1938 code for a protein of 644 amino acids.
AAAAUGGCGGCCGCGGCGAUGGACACGUGGUGGGCCUUGCUGCUCUUGUCCUUGUUGCCUGUGGCGCGGCCCUUCUAUGUUCCCGGAGUGGCUCCCCGAGACUUCCAUGAGAGUGAAACAGUAGAUAUUAAGGCUGUGAAGUUGACAAGCUCCCGAACCCAGCUUCCUUAUGAAUACUACUCCCUGCCUUUCUGUAGGCCAGAUUCUGUCUUCUACAAGGGAGAGAACCUAGGUGAGGUGUUGCGUGGGGACCGUAUUGUGAAUACUCUCUACAAUGUGGAGAUGAACAAGGACAGGAAAUGUGAGAUGGUGUGCAACAAGAAAAAGCUCAACGUAGAAGAGAGCAAGCUGGUUGCUGAGCGAAUACAGGAGGAGUAUUAUGUUCACCUUAUUGCAGAUAACCUGCCAGUUGCCACCAGAUUAGAGUUGAGUCCUUACAGAGAGGCAGGAGGAGAGGAGGAGCAGAGGAAGGACGCGGUCAAAGAUAUCCAGUUUGAACACGGCUACAGACUGGGCUUCGUCGACAACAACAAGUUCUACCUGCACAACCACUUGUCCUUCAUCCUGUACUUCCACAGGGAGAAGCUGGAGCAGGGAGAACUCCACGACUACAGGGUGGUGCGAUUCGAGGUUGUACCCCAAAGUGUAAAAGUAGAGGAUUUAAAGGCUGUGGAAAAAGACAAGACCUGCACGUUGCCUGAGGCCAGCGGCUCUGCUGCUCAGGAGAUUGAUCCCAGCAGGGAGAAUGAAGUCCUCUUCACCUACUCUGUUCACUGGGAGGAGAGCGAGGUGAAGUGGGCAUCUCGAUGGGACACUUACCUGACCAUGAGCGACGUUCAGAUUCACUGGUUCUCCAUCGUCAACUCUGUGGUGGUCGUCUUCUUCCUGUCCGGUAUCCUCAGUAUGAUCAUUAUCAGGACCUUAAGAAAGGACAUUGCUAACUACAACAGAGAGGACGACAUUGAGGACACCAUGGAGGAGUCGGGAUGGAAGAAUGUCCACGGCGAUGUCUUCAGGCCGCCUCAGUAUCCCAUGAUCCUCAGCUCCCUGCUGGGCUCAGGGAUUCAGCUCUUCUGCAUGAUCCUCAUUGUCAUCUUUGUUGCCAUGUUGGGCAUGUUGUCUCCUUCCAGCAGAGGAGCCUUGAUGACCACUUCAUGCUUCCUCUUCAUGUUCAUGGGUGUAUUUGGUGGCUACUUCGCCGGCAGACUGUACCGCACACUGAAAGGCCAUCGGUGGAAGAAAGGAGCCUUUUGUACAGCAACUCUGUAUCCUGCAGUGGUUUUCAGUAUCUGCUUCGUCCUCAACUGUUUCAUCUGGGGAGAACACUCCUCCGGGGCGGUUCCCUUCACGACAAUGCUGGCCCUGCUGUGUAUGUGGUUCGGUAUCUCCAUGCCGCUGGUCUACCUGGGCUAUUACUUCGGUUUCCGCAAACAGCCGUACGACAACCCUGUACGCACCAACCAGAUCCCUCGGCAGGUCCCCGAGCAGCGCUGGUACAUGAACAAGUUUGUAGGAAUCCUCAUGGCUGGGAUCCUGCCAUUUGGUGCCAUGUUCAUUGAGCUAUUCUUCAUUUUCAGUGCCAUCUGGGAGAAUCAGUUCUAUUACCUGUUUGGCUUCCUGUUUCUGGUCUUCAUCAUCUUGGUGGUCUCCUGCUCUCAGAUCAGCAUCGUCAUGGUUUACUUCCAGCUGUGUGCAGAGGACUACCGGUGGUGGUGGAGAACCUUCCUGGUAUCAGGAGGCUCAGCGUUCUAUGUCCUCAUUUACGCCGUCUUCUACUUUAUCAAUAAGCUGGACAUCGUGGAGUUCAUCCCCUCCCUCUUGUACUUUGGCUACACGGCUCUGAUGGUCCUCUCCUUCUGGCUGCUAACAGGCACAAUCGGUUUCUACGCCGCUUACAUGUUCAUCAGGAAAAUCUACGCCGCGGUCAAGAUCGACUGAGUCGCUGCUGUUUCUGUCGUUUUUGGGUUUUUUCGUCACGUUCUGUUUUGUUUUAUUUUUUUUAAUAUAUAUAUUUUUUAUUCUUUAUGUCCAACAAGCACUGACUUGUGUGUCGAGGGGAUAAGAGGGGUGUUUUGUACGGCGCAUCAGCCCCACCCACUGGCCUCAUGGGGAAGAACAGCAAAGGGUCUCUCUCCCCCCUCGCCUCUCUCCUUCCUCCCCCCCCUCCCUCCUCUUACCAGGACAGAGACACAGAGGGAGUUUUCCUCUGCUGGGACAGUUAAUGUCUUCUGCUGUUUGACCUUCAUUACAACACAGCGGGCCAAAGCUUGUCUAACGAUGGUUUCUGCACUUUUUUUUUUUUAGUCUUUUCAUUUGUGUUUUGAGUCUAACUUAUCCAGGUUUUCAUUUCUCGUCAUCACGAGAUUUAUCUUGGACUUAAUUUACUUUUUGAUCAUCUCUCGGGAGUUUCUUUUUUUUUUUCUCCAUCUGAUUUCCUUACAUAAAUUGUCUUUACUCUUUCCAUCGUCUCUGUUUUCAAAUGUCACAUUUCUUUCAUUACAGAGACUUUACAGAUCAGGGAAGGAUCGGGGAGUCUAACUGUGGUUAUGGUGUUCAGUUUUGUUGUGUUAACUGAUAUGGAUGAAAUUAUGCUGGGAAGCUCCACAUUGUAACACAAGAAAGGAUCAAUUAAAUUGUUCUAUUAUUUUUUACUUCAGUUUCCAUGUCCUGGUGUGACCAUGUUAACCACAACUCUAAUCAAAAUAGGACUUUUCUCCUUCCAAAACAACGGUCUCUGUUAAUGUCAAAAUAUUGCUCCAUUAGCUCUAAAUGAUCCAGAACAGCUCUGAAUAAUGAUGUGAACCCGUUGCCCUGAAGCGAUGGACUGUUGGUGAAGCUGCUGGAGCUGGAGAGAAGGAGAAGCUCCACACAGUCAGCACAGAAAUGACAAUGUAUUAGAAACUCUACAACACAACAAGUGUGUGUCUGUGUGUGUGUGUCAGAAGCUUUUCCAGCAGUAAAUGAUUCUGUUUAUUAACCAUGCCGUCAGUGUAGCCUUAGCAGUGCUGUGAACGCCUGCUGAACUAUGCAGUUAAUGGAAAGAUGUGCAACGUAACGGUUUGUGAAGGUUCAUAUCAAAAAGGACCAUUUUCGGUUGUUUCUUUUGAAAGUUUGAAACUAAUGUAUGAAACCUUUUUUUGUGUACAGUAUGACAAAUAAUUUCUGAAAGCCAGCAAGCUCACCUCUACAUGUGUCUACCGGUGGUGGUGGUGGUGGUGGUAGAUGUCAUCUUUGAUAGCGCUUGGGUCUCAAAGGAUGCAGAGCAUUAAAAUGUAAUCCACAGUGUUCUUAUUCGAUCGGUACAGCCCAUAUUGUGUAGACUGAUAUCCAUAUUCUCACAUUACAGGUUUUUUUCAGUUGAAUUACUUUUUUUUUUUUUUUUUUUGGUAUUUCAUUACAUUUAUCAGCUGGAUGUUGGAACGUUCAGUAUGUACAUGUGUGGACAUUUUUGUAAAUGCAUUUAGAACAUGGCUGGAGCCUGAUAUAUAAUUGUGGCUUGACAAGCAGCUUGAGUUAAAGGUGCAGUGUGUAGAAUUUAGCGGCAUCUAGCUAAACAGGCUUGGCAAAAAAUGGUACAUAAGUAUGUUUUAAUUAGUGUAUAAUCACCUGAAAAUAAGACUCCUUGUGUUUUUGUUACCUUAGAUUGAGCCCUUUAUAUCUACAUAGAGAGCGGGUCCUCUUCUACAGAGGCGGCCAUGUUGCACCGCCAUGUUUCUACAGUAGCCCGGAACGAACAAACCAAACACUGGCUCUAAAAAUGUUUGUUGUCGUUUUCUGGGCGACUAGGUUCUCCUACAUUCUUAAAUGAGUUGAGGAAGGGGUAUUUAUGUGGUUGCAAUCUUCAACCUCACCACUAGAUGCCACUAAAUCCUACACACUGAUCCUUUAAGGGCUUUUUUUUAAAAAGACAAGCAGUGUGAACUCCACAAUAUGUAUUCAUCAAAAUACAUCGUAAUCAUGACGUUAAAGGAAUAGAUUGACAUUUUUGGGACAUGCAUACAUGCAUCCUUGCUCAGAGUUAAGACUUCUUGAUCGAUAUCACUCAUGUCUGUAUGCUAAAUAUGAAGCUACCACCAGCAUGAAGACAACAGCUAGCCUAGCUAACACAAUCUCCCUACAAGCACCUUUAAAACUCGCUAAUCAACACGCAUCUUGUUUGCUGAAAAAACAAUGACGUGGUUUUACGGCUGGUUAUUUUAGCAACCUUCUUGAUUCUUGUCUAAGAAGCAGUCAGGCACAAUGAAACAACGUACCGUUUUUCUUUUUCUACCAAUUCUACUAAAGCAAACAAGAUAUAAGGUGUUCAGUAAUGAGCUCUAGAGAUGCUCAUGGGAGUAAUGUAUUACCCUUUUCUACAGCCAGGCUAGCAAUAGCUUCAUAUGAAGCAUACAGACAUGUAUUUCCCAAAAUGCCAAACUAUUCCUUGAAAUAAGUUGCCAUAAAAAGCCAAAACCUGCUGUACAUUCACAUAGUCCUCAGUCUUUGCUGCUGUUGGAUAUCUGUAUUGGCAGUACAAUAUCAAAUAAUGGCAUUAUAGUAUACAGUGGACGUUAGGACCUCAGAUUGAAAGUCCUUAUAUAAAGACAAUGUUCUAAGCAGUGAGUUCUAGCAAGCAGCACAGACCUGAAAAGACACAUUUCAUCAAGUAUGACAAAGCUGCUCUUGUCAUAUGAUUAAAGGAGCUUUUUGAACCACAUGACUAAACCCACACAGCGUUUAAAGCGCGCUCUCUGUUUUUCGGAGUGGCAUUCAUCGCAGGCUUUAUGGUUACCAUCAAACUGAUUUUUUUUUUUUUUCAUGAAGGAUUGAGGUGCUUUACUCCCAUCAGUCUUUUAGCGGGCGACAUUUUUGUUUUGUUUGCACAGAAGUAAAGCAGGGCUGCGUAGAGAGGGGACCUACAGUACAGUAGAAGAACCCUGAUUCUCCAGGGGCAAAAAUGAUUGAUUGUGUGACUUAUCCUCCCACUUCUUCAUCAUGGCUCGCCUCAUAAUCAAACCUUAAUUAAGCUGUUAAUAAUCUGCUUUGAGAGAGCAAGACAAGCAAAAAAAACACAUUUCUCCUGCCACCAAAACUAGACAAACUGCUUGAGAAUUUCCCCUCAAUUCAAAUGAGCGUCUUCAUGUACUGACCAUUACUCAGAUACUUUACUGUCUCCUGUUUUACCCUCUGCCCCCCCCUCCCCCCCAUCUGUAUUACAUUAAAGAGUUACUGAGCCCUGACGCAUGUGACGACAGAGCGACACUCUUCUCCUGCUGUUAAAAUGCACACAUGCCAGGGGGGGAUUUUUUUUUACAGAUAAGACUUUUAAGUGGCCCCAAGUCAUGCGUGCGUAUGUAUGAAUGAAUGAGAGGUUUACAAAUGUACAUAAAGAGAAAAACAGCUUUGUAUCGUUGCGUUUCGCUGUUUGUGGCGCUCUCUCUCUCUGUAAUGAUUCCCGUCAUCGUUUUAGCCAAAAGCAUGAUGCUCAUGAUGACUUUGAAAAGGAGCUUGUUUUCUGUUACUUUUCUUCUUCUUUGUUUCUUUUACAAGAUGUCCAAUUACAAAAUGUACCAUAACAAAAUAAUAAAGUGAUGGCAAGUUGAAUAUGAAAAAAUUUGA